Molecule: messenger RNA, 663 nt
Organism: Sitophilus oryzae (rice weevil)
Lineage: Eukaryota; Metazoa; Arthropoda; Insecta; Coleoptera; Curculionidae
Gene: Rpp25
Product: ribonuclease P protein subunit p25-like protein
Exons: 4
Coding region: 76-645 (189 amino acids)
Biological process (GO): tRNA 5'-leader removal
Cellular component (GO): ribonuclease MRP complex
Molecular function (GO): RNA binding
Source: RefSeq, a predicted model, not a curated record
UUUUUUUAGUGAAAAUAACCUACAAGUUUUUUAUUUUUUAAAUUCAAAUAAAUACUAGAUAUUUAUUUUUUAAAAAUGGAAAACUAUAGAAAAGGGAGGAACCACGAAGAACCGCUUACCCAAGAAACUUUACAGAUUAAAAAUCUUCCAGAAAAGAUUCUAUGGAUGCAGGUGAGAGGAGGCAGCAAAAUUCGUAAUCUUCUCGAAUACGCUUUAAAGACAUUCCCUGAAAAUAAAGUCGUCGUUUGGACCGGAUUUGGAACGUCCGUAGGAAAGGCGAUAACUUGUGCAGAGAUCAUGAAACGAGAGUAUAACAAUGUUUUACAUCAAGUCACAAAGCUGGCUUAUCGCAAUGUGGAAGAAUAUUGGGAUCCAUUGAUCCCAGACAUGGAUCAGCUGGUAGUUAAAAGAAAAUUGCCUAUGGUUCAUGUGUGUUUAUCAGAGCAACCACUUGAUAUUAAUGAUUCAGGUUAUCAAGCUCCUGGAGAUAUUGUACCAUAUACAGGACCAGGAAGUUCACAGCCACAUUCAGACAACAGAAAUUACGGUAAACAUAGGGAGAAAAAGAAAAAACACAAUGGAGCUAACAAACAAAAUAAUGCUAGUAGUAGUAGCAGUAAUAGUGCAGUAAAUUCAAACAAAUAAAGACUUUUUUCAUUAAAA